AUGAGUGAAAAAAAUUUACAGAACAAACCUAAUGAGAAUAAUAAAGUAAAAGAGAAAGUAAGAAAUCAUUGGGCUAAUUUAGAUUAUAAGACAUUAAAUCGACCCUCAACAUCUCAAACCAAUAAUGAUGAAACUUUGAACCUUAACAACACAAGCUCUAAUAAUCAAAAACGUUCCAUUAUUGACAUUGAAAACGUUACAGAUGUGGAUAAGGGAAACCAUUUGGUAAUUGAUCUUACGGAUGAUGCUGAAGAGAUGCCCCACAAGAAACGAAUCAAAACUGAGAUCAAAUAUGGUCUAAAAAACUCUACUCAUAAAUUUCCCGGCUUUGAUAACGACUGGUGCUUUAAAUUAAUCAAGUCCAAGAUUUAUGAUAGUAAUAUCAAUUCAUCAUCAUAUCUUUUAGACAUGAAAGACAUUUUCCAUGAUCCUUUUCUACAAGACACUUUUAUAUUUAGUUAUCAAUUUGAUUUGGAAUAUAUCUAUAGUAUGCUUCAUGAGAAUAUUGAACGCAUUUUCAUAAUUGGCCAAAAGGGAACCAUAAUUGACUAUAGUACAAAUGAAUAUACAAAAUUCCGUAAGAAAACGUCCAUUAGAUAUGUUAAGAAUCCCAAUAUGUCGAACCACCAUUGUAAAAUGAUAGUAAACUUAUACCGAGAUGGAUCUGCCAAGAUUUUCAUGCCUUCGCAAAAUAUGAGAAUGCUUGAACAAAUCUUACCACAACAAGUAUGUUGGAUUAGCCCGUUGUUAUUACCAAGCAAAAAAACCAAGAUUUAUUCUAAUUCUAAUUCUAAUUCUAAUUCUGAUCUUGAUCUUGGUCAUGAGUUUGAUUCACCAUUUUUACAAUCAUUACGAGAUUUUCUCAGCUUUUAUGAAUAUGGUUACGUUAAUAUCCUAGAAGGCUGUUUCGAUUUUUUGGAUGAUCUAGAUUAUGCUAGUUUAGAUGAUGAUAUUCAAAUAGUUUUCUCAGCACCCAAAAACGACCGUCAUCACGGUUCAGCAAUGGGUCUCUUUGGGUCUCUUGGGUUAUGUGGAAGUAAAGAAGAAUUAGAAAAGAAGAAAGCAACACGCUACCUAGCCCAAGUGUCUUCUAUUGGAUAUGGAAUAUACCAAGGAAAUCUAUUCACACAUCAUAUGAUCCCUCAAUGGGCUGGCUUACCCAAUAUGGUAAGGAAACAUAACGUAAUGAAUAUUUUCAAAGAGUACAAUAUCCAACCAAUGGUUGUUUUCCCCACGACACAGGAAAUAAAAGAUAGCCCUACUCAUGGUGAUGCUGCUGGAUGGUUUCAUAACAUAGGAUCUAAUUCUUUUGAAUCGCAAAAAAUAUUUUACAAACAAGGACCCAAUGUGUCAAAAGAGAGAGGAACAACACCUAGUCAUUCAAAAUAUUAUAUGAAAUCCACUUGCACGGAUGAGGAUCCCUUUAAGUAUUUGGAUUGGUGCAUAUAUACCUCAUCGAAUUUAAGUAUGAGUGCAUGGGGCACAGACAGGAAGGACCCACGUAAUUUUGAAAUCGGAAUUGUAAUUAAACCGAAAAACGGGGGUAAACUAAAGUGUCAUAGCUUUGUUGAUUUAAUAUACAACCGACCUGGAUCACGAUUAAACUCUAAUGAAGAAGCCAUCGGACCAAGAUCUGUACUGGUUCCGUUUCCUAAACAAUUGGAAGGAUAUUCCGAUCGGGACUUUGCUUUUUCUCAAUAA
Molecule: messenger RNA, 1701 nt
Organism: Henningerozyma blattae CBS 6284
Lineage: Eukaryota; Fungi; Ascomycota; Saccharomycetes; Saccharomycetales; Saccharomycetaceae
Gene: TDP1
Product: tyrosyl-DNA phosphodiesterase 1
Exons: 1
Coding region: 1-1701 (566 amino acids)
Biological process (GO): single strand break repair; double-strand break repair
Cellular component (GO): nucleus
Molecular function (GO): double-stranded DNA binding; 3'-tyrosyl-DNA phosphodiesterase activity; single-stranded DNA binding
Source: RefSeq, a predicted model, not a curated record